Molecule: messenger RNA, 1290 nt
Organism: Hemibagrus wyckioides
Lineage: Eukaryota; Metazoa; Chordata; Actinopteri; Siluriformes; Bagridae
Exons: 6
Coding region: 54-854 (266 amino acids)
Biological process (GO): response to bacterium
Source: RefSeq, a predicted model, not a curated record
UAUUCUGUUCGUAAAUGAGAUACAAACUCUGUAGAAUUUGUAAGAAAUGAACAAUGACCAGUUUCUGGAUUUUACUUUUGAUCUUCAGCACCAUGUAUACAGUCCAACCUGGUAGACAUUGGGUUACUGCACAAUCCCCUACAAAGCCUCCAGUUCAUCAGCCUGAUAAAGAGCUCAGUGUGAAUAUCGGAGACUCGGCUACUCUGAGAUGUUGUUAUGAUCCUGAAAAUGUAGUUGGAAUAAUAGACUUGUUUAAGCAACCAACCAAAAAAAGUCCUCAGAUUAUUGUAAGGGUAUUUAAAAGUAAUAGAGAAACAUUUCACAAUGGAUUCCAAAAGUCUCGUUUUCAUACCGAAAGAUCUUCAAACUGCUUCAGUAUGACCAUUUUAAACAUCACUCAGUCUGAUGAAGCCAUGUACUUCUGUGCAAUCACAUUCCCAAACACUGUGUUUGGAGAUGGAACUUAUUUAAAAAUUAAAGGUAAGCAUGUUACUAUUGGAACAGAAACAUCUAAACCAGCUCUGAGUGGUAAUUCAGUGGUGUGUGAACCAACACUGCAUGGAAACAACACUAACAUGAACACACAACACCGAACAGUGAUUGGUUUGGGAAUGGCUUUGGGUUUGUGCGCACUUCUGAUUUUCUGCCUCACUUAUUACAUACUGAGGAGAAGAAAACGUGAUAAAAUAAAUGCUUCUCCAGGAACAAGGCAGGAAUCUGAAGCCGAAUCACUGAAUUACGCAGCUUUGCAAUUCUCCAAGAAGAAAGCCAAAUCUGAAAAAAGAAAAACUGGAGAUGAGUGUGUGUACUCCGAUGUGAAUACAACUGUACGAUAUAACAUAGUUGAUUCAUAACACACAGUGGAACACGUGGCAAAAACAGUGACAAUGUUAAAUAUCUUGACUUGAAAUUUAUUUCAGAUUUGCAUUAAAAUCUUCCAAUUACUACAAGUUUAUUAAACCAAUAUCAAUAUCAAUAUCAACCAAUGUCAAUCAAACUUGACAGAUAAGUAUAUAUCUUAAAACACAAUUAAUUUAUGUUAUUAUUAAUUAAUUUAUUUGAUUAUCUUAUUUCUGUUUACAUUAAACUCAACAUAAAAAUACAUAUUAAAUAAAUUUGCUCAUGUUCACAAUAUUUUUUGUAUCCAUUUUUUUUCUGUUUCCUGCUAUUAAACUGAAGGACAGAGAACUUGGUUCUCUUCGAACUCUUUAUUUUUAUACGACUACAGUGUUGCAAUUUGUGAAGUUAUAUGACUGUAUGACUCAGAAUUUUGCUUAAGCCUAUACAUGU